CGGCGGUGCCACGCCACGGCGGCGUGGCCUGACGAGGCGCGAAUCGAGCUCAGACGCCAACGAUAACGAUCCGCUCGUGGUCAACACCGACAAAGGUCGCGUCCGGGGCAUGACGGUGGAAGCGCCGAGCGGCAAGAAGGUGGACGUGUGGCUCGGCAUCCCGUACGCGCAGCCCCCGGUAGGGCCGUUGCGCUUCCGCCAUCCGCGCCCAGCCGAGAAGUGGACCGGGGUGCUGAACGCGACCAACCCGCCCAACAGCUGCGUCCAGAUCGUGGACACCGUGUUCGGUGACUUCCCGGGCGCGACCAUGUGGAACCCCAACACGCCCCUGUCGGAGGACUGUCUGUACAUCAACGUGGUCACCCCGCGGCCCCGGCCCAAGAAUGCUGCGGUCAUGCUGUGGAUCUUUGGCGGUGGCUUCUACUCGGGCACCGCCACCCUGGACGUGUACGAUCACCGGGCGCUGGCGUCCGAGGAGAACGUGAUUGUCGUGUCGCUCCAGUACCGGGUGGCUAGCUUGGGCUUCCUGUUCCUCGGCACCCCGGAUGCACCCGGCAACGCCGGUCUCUUCGAUCAGAACCUGGCGCUAAGAUGGGUUCGGGACAACAUCCACCGGUUCGGUGGCGAUCCGUCGCGGGUGACCCUGUUCGGAGAGAGCGCCGGAGCGGUGUCGGUGUCGCUGCACCUGCUGUCGGCCCUGUCCAGAGACCUGUUCCAGCGGGCCAUCCUGCAGAGCGGAUCCCCUACGGCUCCGUGGGCCCUCGUGUCACGCGAGGAAGCGACGAUCAGAGCACUGCGGCUGGCGGAGGCUGUCAGCUGUCCGCACGAACCGAGCAACCUGAGCGAAGCGGUCGAGUGUCUCCGCGGCAAGGACCCGCACGUGCUGGUCGACAAUGAGUGGGGUACGCUCGGGAUCUGCGAGUUUCCGUUCGUGCCGGUCGUGGACGGGGCGUUCCUGGACGAGACGCCGCAACGGUCGAUGGCGAGCGGGCGCUUCAAGAAGACCGACAUCCUGACCGGCAGCAACACGGAGGAGGGCUACUACUUCAUCAUCUACUACCUGACGGAGCUGCUGCGCAAGGAGGAGGGCGUGACGGUGUCGCGCGAGGAGUUCCUCCAGGCGGUGCGGGAGCUGAACCCGUACGUGAACGGGGCCGCCCGGCAGGCGAUCGUGUUCGAGUACACCGACUGGACCGAGCCGGACAACCCGAACAGCAACCGGGACGCGCUCGACAAGAUGGUCGGCGACUACCACUUCACGUGCAACGUGAACGAGUUCGCCCAGCGGUACGCCGAGGAGGGCAACAAUGUCUAUAUGUACCUGUACACGCAUCGGAGCAAAGGCAACCCGUGGCCCCGCUGGACCGGCGUCAUGCACGGGGACGAGAUCAACUACGUGUUCGGCGAACCGCUGAACCCCAGCCUCGGCUACACCGACGACGAGAAGGGCUUCAGCCGGAAGAUCAUGCGGUACUGGUCCAACUUCGCCAAGACGGGCAACCCCAACCCGAGCCCCGCUAGCACCGAGUUCCCCGAGUGGCCGAAGCACACUGCCCACGGUCGGCACUACCUGGAGCUGGGGCUCAACACGUCCGCCGUGGGACGAGGCCCACGGUUGAGGCAGUGCGCCUUCUGGAAGAAGUAUCUCCCGCAGCUAGUUGCAGCUACCUCAUCUUGUACAAAUCGUGUGUGGAUGUCGAGCAAAUCUGAUUUCGGGAUGAAACUAGGUUUCACACCUAGUCGCUGGGUGCCGUACGCCGAACCAUAACCCACCACGGUCGCGGUGUAGGGCAAGAAAUCACCGAUCUUGCGAUGGCCACCCCAGAAACCCUCAAUUGCACAGGGGGGCAGCAAAGGAUAAGUUGUCGUUUUUUUGAAACUACUAAUUUCCCAGAAGCUUUACCCCGUUCGCGACGUAUAACUUAACAAUAAAUCAUAUAACAAAUAAAGAGAAUAAACCCAUAAACGUAACAGAACUAGUUCGAUCUACCCGUGAGUCGAUAAUCUUACUAAACAAUGUAAACAAAGCAAAGUAAAACAAGAGCAACAGCUCCAACAACGUAUAACAACGCGCUUGCAGUGCGAAAAUAAACUUUUCCACACGGCUAACGUUUUUACUGGCAGUUUUGUUAAUCCAUCAGUUUUGCUCUGUUUCAGUAGGAUCCCAUUGCUUUGCCCAGGACCAGGUCUAAACACAAUAGAAAUGAAUCAAUAAAUGCCUGCAAUUGGCACAGACAAAAACACACACACAGACACACACCCUAUACACAGUAGUAUCAACAAUCAAUUAAAAGUAACUUGUAAGCUAGAGAACUACACAAAGCCAGGCGGUGGUAGGCGGCCGACGUCAGAAAGGUCCCCUGUCAGGCACGGACUCCAGAAGGACAUUUUGCUA
This is a messenger RNA of Anopheles cruzii, 2395 nucleotides long. RefSeq names its product acetylcholinesterase. Gene Ontology annotation, biological process: choline metabolic process; acetylcholine catabolic process. Gene Ontology annotation, molecular function: acetylcholinesterase activity. The coding region runs from base 110 to 1768 and encodes 552 amino acids. The record is from RefSeq and is a predicted model, not a curated record. Lineage: Eukaryota; Metazoa; Arthropoda; Insecta; Diptera; Culicidae. Gene Ontology annotation, cellular component: plasma membrane. The transcript has 6 exons.